GGGAUGAAUUAUUGGCGUUAGCUCAAUAUACUGUGGACUGUUUGAUACGGACUGGAGCGUUUUGACCUUUCAAACUUUACCUAUGAGUUUUUCGGAUGCUUCUUUGUGAUAUAUGUGAAAUAUAUGUGAUUCAACAUGAACGACGCAAAAAUUAGCGUGAGCUUUUCGUGCCAACGAUGUCUGCAACCAAUCCAUGUGGAUGAUACAUUUACUAGCCUAAACGAGCAUUCGCUCGCCGAAUUGGCGUUACCGAUUAAUGCCCACCUAGACCUAGAUUUGGAGUCGCAGUCAGUGAGCUUUGAUCAUCUGGUCAGACCAUUCCGUACUGCCGAAUCGACGAUUGAUACCAACGGCGGAUUCAUGCUGCUGUCGGACGGUCCGGACAAAGAAUCGCUUGGUCAACAUCUCCGUAUUAAAGCCGAACUCUUUGAUGCGCUAUCAAACAACUCAGAAAUAGAUCACCCGCUUUGUGACGAAUGUACCGAUACGCUGCUGGAGUUGAUGGACAAACAACUAAAAGUGGCCGAGGAGGAAUGGAACGAUUACAACAACUAUUUAAAACGGCUUGAAAUGACGGAUGAUGUCCCGGAUAUUGUGCAGCUUGAAGAGGAAUUGAGUGGGCUGAAGCGUGACGAAAGUAAACUUCUGGAAGAGUUGGCUAGCUUAUCCCGCGACGAACAGGCCAUCCGCCAGACAGUGGAGGAGCAAGAAAAAGAAAAGCAGCGACUUGAACGAGAGGAAGAAAAAUACUGGCGAGAGUAUACGAAGCAUCGGCGGGAUGUUAUCACCACGGAGGACGAAUUCCGUUCCCUCGAGUGCCAAAUGGCGUAUGCUCAAUGUCAGCUGGAUAAACUGAAAAAAACCAACGUAUUCAAUGCUACAUUUCACAUCUGGCAUUCGGGGCACUUUGGUACGAUCAACAAUUUCCGUUUGGGGCGGCUCCCAUCUGCGCCGGUCGACUGGUCGGAAAUUAAUGCCGCCUGGGGCCAAACCUGUCUGCUGCUGUCCGCCUUGGCGCGAAAAAUGAGUUUCAGUUUUAAGCAGUACCGUCUUGUGCCGUACGGUAAUCAUUCCUAUAUUGAACUACUUGGUGAAGGUAAGGAGCUUCCACUGUACGGCAACGGAGGUUUCCGGUUUUUGUGGGACUCAAAAUACGACGCGGCCAUGGUCGCGUUCCUCGAUUGUUUGCAACAGUUCAAGGAAGAAAUCGUUCGACGUGAUCCCGACUUCUGUUUACCUUAUCUGAUGGAGAAAGGAAAGAUCGAAGAUGCUUCGACUGGAAGCAGUUUCUCGAUUAAGAUUCAGUUCAACUCCGAAGAACAGUGGACCAAAGCGCUGAAGUAUCUGCUCACCAACCUGAAGUGGGUAUUAACCUGGGUGUCGUCUCAAUUCAUAGAGGAAAAACGAUGAAGGAUAGAACAGCAGAUAGAAUAAACAAUUAUUGUGUGGCGAAGCAAAUGUAAUAAACGUAUCAGUUAGAUACAAAU
Messenger RNA from Anopheles cruzii, 1487 nucleotides. It is a transcript of the gene Atg6, whose product is annotated as beclin-1-like protein. Gene Ontology annotation, biological process: cellular response to nitrogen starvation; late endosome to vacuole transport; autophagy. Gene Ontology annotation, cellular component: phagophore assembly site; phosphatidylinositol 3-kinase complex, class III, type I; phosphatidylinositol 3-kinase complex, class III, type II. Lineage: Eukaryota; Metazoa; Arthropoda; Insecta; Diptera; Culicidae. The coding region runs from base 136 to 1410 and encodes 424 amino acids. The transcript has 2 exons. The record is from RefSeq and is a predicted model, not a curated record.